Messenger RNA from Cynara cardunculus var. scolymus (artichoke), 1621 nucleotides. RefSeq names its product protein REVEILLE 8-like. Gene Ontology annotation, molecular function: DNA binding. Lineage: Eukaryota; Viridiplantae; Streptophyta; Magnoliopsida; Asterales; Asteraceae. The record is from RefSeq and is a predicted model, not a curated record. The transcript has 7 exons. Bases 99 to 932 code for a protein of 277 amino acids.
UCACACGCACACAUAGACUGACGAGACUCCAAAGCGCUGCACGGCCAACCUCGCCAACUCUCUCUCUUCAAUUCUCCUAUGCAUUCAGCAGAACAGCCAUGAAUAAUUUGAACAAAAACUCUACACAAUCGCCAUCGCCAUCAAUGGCGGCAAAUUCGACGCCUACGGAUAGUUCAGGGAAGAAGGUACGGAAGCCCUAUACCAUUACCAAGUCCAGAGAGAGUUGGACUGAUGAAGAGCACGAUAAGUUCCUUGAAGCUCUUCAAUUAUUUGAUCGUGAUUGGAAGAAAAUUGAAGACUUUGUUGGUUCCAAAACAGUAAUUCAGAUACGAAGUCAUGCCCAAAAAUACUUUCUAAAGGUCCAAAAGAAUGGAUCAAUAGCACACGUGCCGCCACCUCGUCCUAAGCGCAAGGCCACCCAUCCUUAUCCACAAAAGGCAUCCAAAAAUGUUUUAUUGCCGCUUCAAGCAUCGAUCGGUUAUCCUUCUUCACUGACUGCCCUUGCACCUGGAUACUCUCCAUGGGAUGACACUUCCAUGCUUAUAAGCCCAUCUGGUGGAAUCAUACCAUCGCAAGAUGAAUACGAUCUCCACGGAUUUGAAGGCAUGCAUGCAUCUGAUAUUGGAUCAAAGGAGGCAGGAAGGAUCAGUAACAUCAGUACUAGUGGCAUAGGGAGCUCAAGUAGAGAAAUGCCAAGUUCUGAACUAGCAAAUCAAGGAGAACAAGGUUCUAUUCUCCCUGGUAUACCAGAUUUUUCUGAAGUCUAUAGCUUCAUUGGAAGUGUUUUUGAUCCAGAGACUAAAGGACAUGUGCAGAAACUAAAGGAGAUGGACCCUAUAAACUUUGAAACAGUCUUGUUAUUAAUGAGAAAUCUCACAAUGAACUUGUCAAGUCCGGAUUUUGAGCCAAUGGUAAUUUGUCCUUUUUCAUGAGCCUAUAUCCACUCCUAAUAAUUGGUAGGAGCUCAUGCCUGAGUUCUGAAAACAGGUUCAUGUUUGAUAAUUUGUUUGAUACUCCUUGAAAAUCCUUAAAAGUUACCUGCUAUCAUGGCAUGGGCUCAUUUGGCACAUGAAUAUCGUAAGUAACACAAAGUAAAUCACUUUCACCCUCUAUUUUUGUAUUUACUGAGAUGUCAUUAUAUAGUGCCUGCUGCUAAGUGCUGGUUUUUUAGCUAACUGUUACUUCCAAUAUCUUCUUCUUCCAUCAUAUAGAGAUUUUAUAUGAAGGUUUUUUUUUCCGAUAAACAGGAUGUGAAGGAAUUUGUAUCAUUUAAAAUGGAUAUUGCUGCAUAAUGUUUCUAGGAUCAUCAAAAUUAUGAAUCGACUAUACUAGUUAUAUAAUUGUGCAAGGUAUAACUAAUUCUUUAACUUCCAAAAUCAGGCAUGUUGGGUUUUAAGAUUUGAAAUCAUAGAUGGUUUUCUUUUCUUACUUUACUGAAUAAUUCGAACCAUAAAAAGGCAUAGCCAAAUGCAUACCUGCCAUAGCACACAUAUCUGAAACAACAGCUGAAUAUUUUCAGCUGGACUUGACACCAAGACCAAUUGAUCAAAUUCCUAAACAGAUUCAUCAUAUAGAACUAGAACACCAUAUCUAGAGCAUUUAAACCACUUGGACAUUUCAU